GCAACAAAUUUUUUUUGGAAAUAUAGCCACCAUCUGAUCAUGCCGAGGAAGACAAGAACGUCGGAAAAGGCAAAGGCAGCUGCCGCAGCAGCUGCUGUAGCAGCUGCAAAAGAGCUGAGAAUUGUACAGGCUGCUGCUGCGGCAGGUAAAGAAGCACAAAUUCAAGCUGUGGUUAAGGAGCUUGACCCAAAUGCAAGGAAACAGAAUUACCGGGGUCUUGCAAAAGAGUUGAAUAUAAGCCCUUCCACCUUAUAUAGGCGCCUAAAGAAAAAUCAGCAAAAUAUAGUCGAUGGUCAUAAAUACAUAAAUACCGCAUUAACCAAGGAGGAAGAAAAUAGGUUGAAGCAAUACAUACUUGACGCAGAAGUAUGGGGUAUAAGCCCAAAUAAGCGUGCUGUGCAAUCCUUUGCAGCUGAAAUCAGGGCGAAACGGGAAAAUCCGCCUGAAGAGCCUAUGGUUUCGCUGAGAUGGGUAGAUAGGUUCUUGAACAGGCAAAACCUAUACACAGGGAUCGCUAAACCACUUGAGGCAGUUCGGUUCGAUGCACAGUAAAAAGUCAUAAAACUAGCUAAUUGGUAUAAACGCCUAGAA
Meira miltonrushii is the source of this 591-nucleotide messenger RNA. RefSeq lists its product as uncharacterized. Bases 40 to 552 code for a protein of 170 amino acids. The transcript has a single exon. The record is from RefSeq and is a predicted model, not a curated record. Lineage: Eukaryota; Fungi; Basidiomycota; Exobasidiomycetes; Exobasidiales; Brachybasidiaceae.